Molecule: messenger RNA, 823 nt
Organism: Triticum aestivum (bread wheat)
Lineage: Eukaryota; Viridiplantae; Streptophyta; Magnoliopsida; Poales; Poaceae
Product: very-long-chain (3R)-3-hydroxyacyl-CoA dehydratase PASTICCINO 2A-like
Exons: 3
Coding region: 280-522 (80 amino acids)
Biological process (GO): fatty acid elongation; very long-chain fatty acid biosynthetic process; sphingolipid biosynthetic process
Cellular component (GO): endoplasmic reticulum membrane
Molecular function (GO): 3-hydroxyacyl-CoA dehydratase activity
Source: RefSeq, a predicted model, not a curated record
ACUGAUCCGGAUGACCCGAUCACUUCAUUGAUAGAAAAAUGGUAAAUUCUGAAUCUUCAGACGCCUAGUUAAUUAUUCAAGUGUUGGGUGUUGCAAUGUAGAUUAUUAGGUACUCCUUCUUUGGCAUGAAAGAGUUGUUCGGAUCUGCCCCGUCGUUGCUUCUAUGGCUUAGGUGAGGCUGCUACCAGGCUUAACUCUGCAUAAGAUUGCAUUGCAGAUCGUAAGCCAACAUGGCAUCAUCUAUGUAAGAAUUGGAUCUUUAUAUGGAAUCGAACCUGUAUGUUCCUAGUCAUGUACCCAGUUGGCAUCAACAGCGAGGUUGGCUCGAUAUACAUUGCCUUGCAGUUCAUCAAGGCAUGGGAGAAGUACCGCAUCAGAAUGCCCAACAAAUGGAACUAUUCAUUUGAUUACUUCUACGCAUCAAUCCUGGUACUCCUAGUCUAUGUUCCAGGAAGCCCACAUAUGUACACCUACAUGCUUGGGCAGCGCAAGAAGGCGCUUGCAAAAUCAAAGAUCGCGUAAAUCUUAUUGAUACCUCUUACAAGAUUCGGUGACAUAUCAUUGUGUUAUCGUUUGCAUCAGAAAAUCAAGAGUAUAUUCUUGUCGGGCACUAGCUACAGUAGAUGAUUAAUAAACUCUGUGUCGUAUGAAUGCGGUUGUUGCUGAAUUUGCAUUUGGUUGGUAGAUACAAUGUCAAACAGUAAGGACUAGCAUUUUAUUUGUCGUAAACCUUGGUGGAUACAAGCUUUACCUAGUAAAUGUCCACACGAUGUUCUGAACAUUAUUUUUCAGGUGCAGAAGGAAUACCACAAACAUACCAUUA